GACGCGGCGGCGGCGGCGGCGGCGGCUGGCAGGCGACGCGGGCCCGCCGGCCCUGGGAGCAGGUAUUGAUGUCAAGCUGGACCAUUAUAAAAAACUGGAAGUCUUCAAAAGUAGAUUUAAUACAGUCUUUGGAAUAAAUUGAAACCCAGCAAAGAUGGCCAAGUAUGGAGAACAUGAGGCCAGGCCUGAUGACGGGCAGAAUGAAUUCAGUGACAUCAUUAAGUCCAGAUCUGAUGAACACAAUGACGUGCAGAAGAAAACUUUCACCAAAUGGAUUAAUGCUCGAUUUUCAAAGAGUGGAAAACCACCAAUCAAUGAUAUGUUCACAGACCUCAAAGAUGGAAGGAAGCUCUUGGAUCUUCUGGAAGGCCUCACUGGAACAUCGCUGCCGAAGGAACGUGGCUCCACGAGGGUGCAUGCUUUGAACAACGUGAAUAGAGUGCUGCAGGUUUUACAUCAGAACAACGUGGAUUUGGUGAAUAUAGGAGGGACGGACAUUGUCGAUGGAAACCACAAGCUGACUUUGGGAUUGCUCUGGAGCAUCAUUUUGCACUGGCAGGUAAAAGAUGUCAUGAAAGAUGUCAUGUCAGACCUGCAGCAGACGAACAGUGAGAAGAUCCUGUUGAGCUGGGUGCGCCAGUCCACGCGGCCAUACAGCCAGGUCAACGUCCUCAAUUUCACUACCAGCUGGACAGAUGGACUCGCCUUUAAUGCCGUGCUCCACCGACAUAAACCUGAUCUCUUCAACUGGGAGAGAGUUGUCAAAAUGUCCCCAAUUGAGAGACUCGAACAUGCCUUCAGCAAGGCUCAGACUUAUUUGGGAAUUGAAAGGCUGUUAGAUCCUGAAGAUGUUGCUGUUCAGCUUCCCGACAAGAAAUCCAUAAUUAUGUAUUUAACAUCUUUGUUUGAGGUGCUUCCUCAGCAAGUCACUAUAGACGCCAUCCGUGAAGUAGAGACACUCCCAAGGAAAUAUAAGAAAGAAUGCGAAGAAGGGGAAAUUAGUAUACAGAGCUCAGUGCCGGAGGAUGAGCACGAGAGUCCCCGAGCUGAAACCCCCAGCACGGUCACCGAGGUGGACAUGGACCUGGACAGCUAUCAGAUAGCCUUGGAGGAAGUACUGACCUGGCUGCUUUCUGCCGAGGAUACUUUCCAGGAGCAGGAGGACAUUUCCGAUGAUGUGGAGGAAGUCAAAGACCAGUUUGCUACCCACGAAGCUUUUAUGAUGGAGCUGACGGCUCACCAGAGCAGUGUGGGGAGUGUCCUGCAGGCAGGAAAUCAGCUGAUAACACAGGGAACUCUGUCAGAUGAAGAGGAAUUUGAGAUUCAGGAACAGAUGACCCUCCUGAAUGCUAGAUGGGAGGCACUUAGGGUGGACAGUAUGGACAGACAGUCCCGGCUGCACGACGUGCUGAUGGACCUGCAGAAGCAGCAGCUGCAGCAGCUCUCCGCCUGGCUGACACUCACGGAAGAACGCAUUCAGAAAAUGGAAACCUGCCCGCUGAAUGAUGAUUUGCAAUCCCUACAAAAGCUGCUAGAAGAUCAUAAACGUUUGCAAAAUGAUCUUGAGGCUGAACAGGUGAAGGUAAAUUCACUAACGCACAUGGUGGUGAUUGUUGAUGAAAACAGUGGUGAGAGCGCCACGGCUGUUCUCGAAGAUCAGUUACAGAAACUUGGUGAACGCUGGACAGCAGUGUGCCGCUGGACUGAGGAACGUUGGAAUAGGUUACAAGAAAUCAAUGUACUGUGGCAGGAAUUAUUGGAAGAACAGUGCUUGUUGAAAGCUUGGCUAACUGAAAAAGAAGAGGCUUUAAAUAAAGUCCAGACGAGCAACUUCAAAGACCAAAAGGAACUGAGUGUCAGCAUUCGACGACUGGCUAUUUUGAAGGAAGACAUGGAAAUGAAACGUCAGGCAUUGGAUCAGCUGAGUGAGAUUGGCCAGGAUGUGGGUCAGUUACUUGAUAAUCCCAAGGCAUCUAAGAAGAUCAACAGUGACUCAGAGGAACUAACUCAGAGAUGGGAUUCUCUGGUUCAGAGACUAGAAGAUUCCUCCAACCAGGUGACUCAGGCUGUCGCCAAGCUGGGGAUGUCCCAGAUUCCUCAGAAGGAUCUUUUGGAGACUGUUCGCGUAAGAGAACAAGUAACUACAAAAAGGUCCAAGCAAGAACUGCCUCCUCCUCCUCCCCCAAAGAAGAGACAGAUUCCUGUGGAUUUGGAAGCUAAGAAAAAGUUUGAUGCUGUAAGUGCUGAGCUGCUGAACUGCAUUUUGAAAUCAAAGACUGCCAUUCAGGCCGCAGAGAUAAAAGGGUAUAAGAAGAUGCAAGAGACUUCAGAAGUGAAAAAGAAGUUGCAGGCACUAGAAAAAGAACAGACAGAAAAAAGCCCCAGACUGGAUGAAUUAAACCGAACUGGACAAAUCCUCUUGGAGCAAAUGGGAAAAGAAGGUAUUCCUGCUGAAGAAAUAAAAAAUGUUCUGGAGAAGGUAUUCUCAGAAUGGAAGGAUGUAUGUCAGCAUUUGGAAGAUCUGGCAAGAAAGAUUAAGCUACAGGAAGAUAUAAAUGCUUACUUUAAGCAGCUUGAUGACCUCGAAAAGACCGUGAAGACAAAAGAGGAGUGGGUAAAACACACUCCCUUUCCCGAAUCCCCCCAGCAGUCCUUGACGAGUUUGAAGGACUCCUGCCAGCGGGAACUGACAGACCUCCUCAGCCUCCACCCCAAGAUCGAAAUGGCGCGUGCAGGUUGCUCAGCCCUGAAGUCUCAGCCGUCUGCCCCGGACUUUGUCCAGCAGGGCUUCGAUGCCGUUCUGGGCCGCUACCACGCUGUGCAGCGGGAAUUAGAGCAUCGCCAGCGACAGCUAGAGAGCGAACUGAAGAGCCAACCUGGACAUGGAUAUUUGGAAACACUGAAAACACUGCAAGAUAUACUAAAUGAUUCAGAAAGCAAGGCCCAGACAUCUUUGAGUAUCUUGAAUGAUCUUACAAAGGUGGAGAAAACCCUGCAGGAGAAAAAGGCCCUUGAUGAAAUCCUUGAGAAUCAAAAACCUACAUUAUGUAAACUUGCAGAAGAAACAAAGGCUUUGGAGAAAAAUGUUUCUCCAGAUGUAGAAAGAAUGUAUAAGCAAGAAUUUGAUGAUGUUCAGGGAAAGUGGAAUAAACUAAAGGUCAAGGUUUCCAGAGAUCUUCAUUUGCUUGAAGAAAUGACUCCCAAACUUGGAGCUUUUGAGGCUGAUUCGAAAGUCAUUGAGAAGUGGAUGGAUGGUGUGAAAGACUUCCUAAUGAAAGAGCAGGCUGUCCACGGAGAUGCCGAAGGGCUGCAGCGCCAGCUUGACCAGUGCGCUGCCUUUGUUAAUGAGUUAGAAACAAUUGAAUCAUCUCUGAAAGACAUGAAAGAAAUAGAGGCUAACCUUCGAAGCUGUCCAGUUGCUGGAAUCAAAAGUUGGAUCCAGAUGAAACUAGUUGACUAUCAAACCCAAGUGGAGAAAUUUAGCAAAGAGAUUGCUAUUCAAAAAAAUAGGUUGUCUGAAAGUCAGGAAAAAGCAGUGAACCUGAAGAAAGACUUGGCAGAGAUGCAGGAAUGGAUGACCCAGGCAGAAGAAGAAUACCUGGAGAAAGAUUUUGAGUACAAGUCACCAGAAGAACUAGAGAGUGCAGUGGAAGAAAUGAAGAGGGCGAAGGAGGAUGUGUUGCAGAAGGAGGUGAGAGUGAAGAUCCUCAAGGACAACAUCAAGUUACUAGCUGCAAAGGUGCCCUCUGGUGGCCAGGAGCUGACAUCUGAGCUGAAUGUUGUGCUGGAGAAUUACCAACUUCUGUGUAACAGGAUUCGAGGGAAGUGCCACACGCUAGAGGAGGUAUGGUCCUGCUGGAUUGAACUGCUUCACUAUUUGGAUCUGGAGACCACCUGGCUCGGCACCUUGGAGGAGCGGAUGCAGAGCACAGAGACGCUGCCCGAGAAGGCAGACGCGGUCAACGAAGCCCUGGAGUCUCUGGAAUCUGUUUUGCGACAUCCAGCAGACAAUCGCACUCAGAUUCGAGAACUUGGCCAGACUCUGAUUGAUGGAGGGAUUCUUGAUGAUAUAAUCAGUGAGAAACUGGAGGCUUUUAAUAGUCGAUACGAAGAACUAAGUCAUUUGGCAGAGAGCAAGCAGAUUGCCUUGGAAAAGCAGCUCCAGGUCCUGCGGGAAACUGACCACAUGCUUCAGGUCUUGCAGGAGAGCUUAGGGGAGCUGGACCAACAGCUCACGACGUACUUGACCGACAGGAUAGACGCCUUCCAAGUUCCACAGGAAGCUCAGAAAAUCCAAGCAGAGAUCUCAGCCCAUGAGCUAACCCUUGAGGAGUUGAGAAGAAAUGCACGUUCCCAGCCUCUGACAUCCCCGGAAGGCAGGAACGCCCGAGGAGGAAGUCAGAUGGAUGUGCUACAGAGGAAACUUCGAGAGGUGUCCACAAAGUUCCAGCUUUUCCAGAAGCCUGCUAAUUUUGAACAGCGUAUGCUUGAUUGCAAGCGUGUCCUUGAUUGUGUGAAAGCAGAACUUCACGUUCUGGAUGUGAAGGAUGUGGAUCCUGAUGUCAUACAGAGCCAUCUGGACAAGUGUAUGAAACUCUAUAAAACUCUGAGUGAAGUCAAGCUUGAAGUGGAGACUGUAAUCAAAACAGGAAGGCACAUUGUCCAGAAGCAACAAACUGACAACCCCAAAGGGAUGGAUGAGCAGCUGACAUCGCUGAAGAUUCUCUACAAUGACCUGGGCGCCCAGGUGACCGAGGGAAAACAGGACCUGGAAAGAGCCUCUCAGUUGGCCCGGAAAGUGAAGAAAGAGGCUGCUUCUCUCUCUGAAUGGCUCUCUGUUACUGAGGCUGAGUUGGUACAGAAAUCCACCUCAGAAGGAGUGCUUGGUGACUUGGAUGUAGAAAUCUCCUGGGCCAAAAAUAUUCUGAAGGACCUGGAAAAGAGAAAAGCUGAUUUAAGUGCCAUCUCAGAGAGUAGUACUGCCCUCCAGAACUUGAUCGAGGGCAGCGAGGCUGUUUUAGAAGAGAGGCUCUGUGUCCUUAACGCUGGCUGGAGCCGCGUCCGGACCUGGACGGAGGACUGGUGCAGCACGUUAAUGAAUCAUCAGAACCAGUUGGAAAUAUUUGACGGAAAUGUUGCUCACAUAAGUACCUGGCUUUAUCAAGCGGAAGCUCUAUUGGACGAGAUUGAAAAAAAACCAGCAAGUAAACGGGAAGAAAUCGUGAAGCGUUUAAUAUCUGAGCUGGAUGAUGCCAGUCUUCAGGUUGAAAAUGUCCGUGAUCAAGCCCUUGUUUUGAUGAAUACACGUGGAGGUGCAAGCAAGGACCUUGUGGAACCAAAAUUAGCUGAACUGAAUAGAAACUUUGACAAGGUGUCUCAACAUAUCAAAAGUGCCAAAUUACUAAUUGGCCAGGAGCCAUUAGCAUACCAGUGUCUGGUCACCACCGAGGCGUUUGAAGCUGAUGUACUUUUCUCUGACCUGGAAAAAUUAGAAGUUGACAUAGAAAAUAUGUUAAAAAUUGUGGAAAAACAGUUGGAAUUCAGUGAUGAAGAUGAAAAGAUGGAUGAGGAGAGAGCCCAGAUUGAGGAAGUUCUACAGAAAGGAGAACAAAUGUUACAUCAACCUAUGGAGGAGAAUAAAAAAGAAAAGAUCCGUUUGCAGUUACUACAUCUGCGUACAAAGUACAAUAAAACUAAGGCAGUCCCUAAUCAACAGAGAACAGGUCAGCUGGCUCCCGGAAUUCGGUCACCCCCUCUUCCCACAGAUUAUCUGGUUGAAAUUAAUAAAGUUUUACUUUCUGUGGAUGCUACUGAAUUAUUACUUAAUGCUCCAGAGCUAAGCACUGUUGUCUAUGAAGACUUCACUUUUCAGGAAGACUCUCUGAAGAAUAUCAAAGAUCAACUGGACAAACUCGGAGAGCAGAUUGCCUUCAUUCACGAAAAACAACCAGAUGUCAUUCUUGAAGCCUCUGGACCUGAAGCCAUUCAAAUCCGGGACACACUUACUCAGUUGAAUGCAAAAUGGGACAGAAUUAAUAGAAUGUACAAUGAUCGUAAAGGUUAUUUUGAUAUGGCUAUGGAAGAAUGGAGACAGUUCCAUUGUGACCUUAAUGACCUCACACAGUGGCUAACGGAGGCUGAAGAGUUACUGGCUGAAACCCUUGCUCCCGAUGGUGGCCUGGACUUGGAGAAAGCCAGGAUGCACCAGCAGGAACUUGAAGAGGGGAUCAGUAGCCACCAGCCCAGUUUUGCAGCCCUAAAUAGAACUGGGGAUGGGAUUGUACAGAAACUCUCCCCCACAGAUGGAAGCUUCUUGAAAGACAAGCUGGCGGGUCUAAACCAGCGCUGGAGUGUGAUCUUGGCAGAAGUGAAGGACCGGCGUCCAAGGCUAAAAGGAGAAAGUAAGCAGGUGACGGAGUACAGAAAAAGACUAGAUGAGAUUAUCUGUUGGCUGACAAAGGCCGAGAAUGCUGUGCAAAAGAGAUCAACCACUGAGUUGGUAGAAAACCUGCAAGAACUAACAGACUUAACCCAGGAGAUGGAUGUACAAGCUGAAAAACUCAAAUGGCUGAAUAGAACUCAGCUGGAAAUGCUUUCAGAUAAAAGUCUGAGCUUACAUGAAAGAGAAAAAAUUUCAGAAAGCUUGAGAACUAUAAAUUCGACAUGGAAUAAGAUAUGCAGAGAAGUGCCUAGCACAUUGAAGGAACGCGUCCAGGAACCCAAGGACAUCUGGAUUCUCACUGCCACUUCUGCGGUUAGUCUGGAACCACAUGUCAUGCAUGUAGCCUUGAGUGCAAAACCACUCUAUGCUCGGGAUUACAUUUCAGCUAAUCUUAGUGUCCAAAAGAUGGUGCUAGUAUCAUCUGCAUCAGACAUUCCCGUUCAGUCCCCUCGUUCUUCGGAAAUUUCAAUUCCUGCUGAUCUGGAUAAAACCAUAACAGAACUCGCUGACUGGCUGGUCCUGAUUGACCAGAUGUUGAAGUCCAACAUUGUCACCGUUGGGGAUGUGGAAGAGAUCAAUAAGACUGUUUCCCGAAUGAAAAUCACAAAGGCCGACUUAGAACAACGCCAUCCUCAGCUUGAUUGUGUUUUUACAUUGGCACAGAAUUUGAAAAAUAAAGCUUCCAGUUCAGAUGUGAGAACAGCAAUCACAGAAAAAUUGGAAAAGGUCAAGAACCAGUGGGACAGCACUCAGCAUGGUGUCGAGCUAAGGCAGCAGCAGCUGGAGGACAUGAUCAUCGACAGUCUUCAGUGGGAGGACCACAGGGAAGAAACCGGGGAGCUUAUGAGAAAAUAUGAGGCUCGAUUCUACGUUCUCCAGCAAGCUCGAAGGGAUCCACUCAUCAAGCAAAUUUCGGAUAAUCAAAUACUGCUUCAAGACCUGGGUCCUGGCGAUGCUAUCGUAAUGGCGUUCGAUAAUGUCCUACAGAAGAUGCUGGAGGAAUACAGUAGUGAUGAUGCCAGGCAUGUGAAAGAAACCACCGAGUACUUGAAAACAUCAUGGAUCAACCUCAAACAAAGCAUUGCUGACAGACAGAGCGCCUUGGAAGCUGAGCUGAGGACCGUGCAGGCCUCUCGUAGGGAUCUGGAGAGCUUCCUCAAGUGGAUACAAGAAGCCGAAACCACAGUGACCGUGCUGGCCGAUGCCUCUCAGCGGGAGAACGCCCUUCAGGACGCCGCGCUGGCCAGGGAGCUGGGACAGCAGAUGAAGGACAUCCAGGCAGAAAUUGAUGCACAUAAUGACAUAUUUAAAAGCAUUGAUGGAAACAGGCAGAAGAUGGUAAAAGCUUUGGGAAAUUCUGAAGAGGCCACUAUGCUUCAACAUCGACUGGAUGAUAUGAACCAAAGAUGGAAUGACUUGAAAGCAAAAUCUGCCAGCAUCAGGGCCCAUUUGGAGGCCAGUGCUGAGAAGUGGAACAGGUUGCUGACGUCUUUAGAAGAGCUGAUCAAAUGGCUGAAUAUGAAAGAUGAAGAGCUUCAAAAGCAAAUGCCGAUUGGAGGGGAUGUUCCAGCCUUGCAGCUCCAGUCCGACCACUGUAAAGCCCUGAGACGUGAGUUAAAGGAGAAAGAGUAUUCUGUCCUGAAUGCAAUCGACCAAGCUCGAGUUUUCCUGGCUGAUCAGCCAAUUGAGGCCCCUGAAGAACCAAGGAGAAACCUACAAUCAAAGACAGAAUUGACUCCUGAGGAGAGGGCCCAGAAGAUUGCCAAGGCCAUGCGCAAACAGUCCUCUGAAGUCAAAGAGAAGUGGGAAAAUCUAAACGCUGUCACUAACAAUUGGCAAAAGCAAGUGGACAAGGCUUUGGAGAAGCUCAGAGACCUGCAGGGUGCCAUGGAUGACCUGGACGUUGACAUGAAGGAGGUGGAGGCCGUACGGAACGGCUGGAAGCCCGUGGGCGACCUGCUCAUCGACUCGCUGCAGGAUCACAUUGAAAAAACCAUGGCAUUUAGAGAAGAAAUUGCACCAAUCAACUUAAAAGUUAAAACAGUGAAUGAUUUAUCCAGUCAGCUGUCGCCACUUGACCUACAUCCGUCUUUAAAGAUGUCUCGCCAGCUAGAUGACCUUAAUAUGCGAUGGAAGCUUCUGCAGGUUUCUGUGGAUGAUCGCCUUAAACAGCUUCAGGAAGCUCAUAGAGAUUUCGGGCCAUCAUCUCAGCAUUUUCUUUCUACUUCGGUCCAGCUGCCAUGGCAAAGAUCCAUUUCACAUAAUAAAGUGCCCUAUUACAUCAACCAUCAAACACAGACGACCUGUUGGGAUCAUCCUAAAAUGACUGAACUCUUUCAAUCCCUUGCUGACCUGAAUAAUGUACGUUUCUCUGCCUACCGUACGGCCAUCAAAAUCCGAAGACUACAAAAAGCACUAUGUUUGGACCUCUUAGAACUGAAUACAACAAAUGAAGUUUUCAAACAGCACAAACUGAACCAAAAUGAUCAGCUUCUUAGUGUUCCAGAUGUCAUCAACUGUCUGACUACAACUUAUGAUGGCCUUGAGCAAAUGCAUAAGGAUCUGGUCAACGUUCCGCUCUGUGUGGACAUGUGUCUAAACUGGUUGCUCAACGUGUAUGACACGGGUCGAACUGGAAAAAUAAGAGUGCAGAGUCUGAAGAUUGGAUUGAUGUCUCUCUCCAAAGGUCUCUUAGAAGAAAAAUACAGAUAUCUCUUUAAGGAAGUGGCGGGACCGACAGAGAUGUGUGACCAGAGGCAGCUUGGCCUGUUACUUCAUGACGCCAUCCAGAUCCCUCGCCAGCUGGGCGAAGUAGCGGCUUUUGGGGGCAGUAAUAUCGAACCCAGUGUCCGCAGCUGCUUCCAACAGAAUAACAACAAGCCAGAGAUAAGUGUGAAAGAGUUUAUUGAUUGGAUGCGUCUGGAGCCGCAGUCCAUGGUUUGGCUACCGGUCUUACAUCGAGUGGCAGCGGCUGAAACCGCAAAACAUCAGGCCAAGUGCAACAUCUGUAAAGAAUGUCCAAUCGUUGGGUUCAGGUAUAGAAGCCUCAAGCAUUUUAACUAUGACGUCUGCCAGAGUUGCUUCUUUUCUGGUCGCACAGCAAAAGGUCACAAAUUACAUUACCCAAUGGUGGAAUAUUGUAUACCAACAACAUCUGGGGAAGAUGUACGAGACUUCACAAAGGUGCUGAAGAAUAAGUUCAGAUCAAAGAAAUACUUUGCCAAACAUCCUCGGCUUGGCUACCUACCUGUGCAGACAGUUCUUGAGGGUGACAACUUAGAGACUCCUGUGACACUCAUCAGCAUGUGGCCAGAGCACUAUGACCCCUCGCAGUCUCCUCAGCUGUUUCAUGAUGACACCCAUUCCAGAAUAGAACAGUAUGCCACACGGCUGGCCCAGAUGGAAAGGACUAAUGGAUCUUUCCUCACUGAUAGCAGCUCUACCACAGGAAGUGUGGAAGAUGAGCAUGCCCUCAUCCAGCAGUACUGUCAGACGCUCGGAGGGGAGUCCCCAGUCAGCCAGCCCCAGAGUCCGGCUCAGAUCCUGAAGUCGGUAGAAAGGGAAGAACGCGGAGAACUGGAGCGGAUCAUUGCUGACUUGGAGGAAGAACAGAGAAACCUGCAGGUGGAGUAUGAGCAGCUGAAGGAGCAGCACCUGAGAAGGGGUCUCCCUGUCGGGUCCCCUCCAGACUCUGUCGUAUCUCCUCACCACACAUCUGAGGACUCGGAACUCAUAGCAGAAGCAAAGCUCCUCAGGCAGCACAAAGGUCGACUGGAGGCUCGGAUGCAGAUUUUAGAAGAUCACAAUAAGCAGCUGGAGUCUCAGCUCCACCGCCUGCGGCAGCUGCUGGAGCAGCCGGAAUCCGAUUCCCAAAUCAAUGGCGUCUCCUCCUGGGCCUCACCUCAGCAGUCUGCACUGACCUACUCGCUGGAUCCGGACCCUGACCCCCAGUUCCACCAAGCAGCCCCAGUGGCGGAGGACCUGCUGGCACCCCCUCACGACACCAGCACGGACCUCACGGAGUUCAUGGAGCAGAUCAACAGUACCUUCCCAUCUUGCUGCCCCAAUCUCCCCAGCAAACCACAGGCAAUGUGAAGUGUUCAUCUAGCCAAUCAACAUUUCCUGACUUACAGUGUUGCCCUUUUCAGCAAACGCCAAUUCCAAGUUCCAUUUAAUCAGAAGCUCCAUGGCUUCUUGAAAUAUGCUGUUGAGUGCUGACUGUGUGUUCUACUGAAGGAGUAAAACACUGACUAUCCAAAGAGAAAAGGAUAUUUUGUUUUUAUAAUAAUCAUAUAUUAUUGUUUAUUGUUUUCUUCUUCCCUUUCUAUGCAACUGUAAAUUAAUGAACAGAGUGGUAUUUGGAAAUGGUAUGACAUUUGUCACUGAUUUGUAUACUGUAUACAGCACUGGGAAAGUGGGUGGGGGCUUUCUAAUAUGAUACCUUCUUUUUAAUAACCAUGACACAAAUUGCAUAAGAAUUAGAAAACAAUGUUACAUUUUUACAUUCCUUCAUAUUAACCUUGUACAAUAACUCCAUCUAUUUCUUCCACUCUUUUGCCAUUAUGUUUCGGUUAUUUAUAAUUCACCAGCCACAUGACCACAGGGACUUUCUAUUUGUUUCCAUGAUUUCGCCAAAUUAAUAAGUUCAUAUAUUUCAAUUAAAUAUUUCUGUACUGAAUUAGGCUGCAUCUCUUACAUACCACUUACCUUUAUUUGACAUCAUAUGCUUAACUUCUUUAAUGACCACAUGGAUAAUGACAGUGUAAGUCCUGUGGGCCUAACUGGCAUUCCUCCUGGGAUGUGUUUCCAGCAUUUUAUUUCCCCACUCCAUGUACUAAGUAGGUCUUGAUUUCUUUAUUUAUUUCAUGUCCCAGUAUAUAUGGUAGAGGAGACUUAGAACAGGAUUGUAAUAGUCUCAAGGAUCAUUUUUACCAAAGGUUACCCAUUUAAGUAUAUUUUCAUUGGGACACAAAAAGAAAACCUGGGUUAACAUUUCCUUAGUUGCUGUGUCUUGAUUUUCAUCAUUAAAUCCACAGCACACCGUUACUCAAUCGUGCUCCCAGAACACAUCUUUGCCUUGAAUUCCCUUUGAAGAGGAUCUUAUUUUUGUUUAUGUAUACUCCAGCCAUAUGUAAUUCUCGAAACUCCCAGUUCUUUUCUUCCUGACAGCAGACACAAAUUCAAUGCAUGUUUCAUUUUACCUUUUGGGUGACUGAUUACAUCUUUUAUUACUUUUCAUUUGAUCAAUAUAUUUGGAAAGGAUGUUUAUCAAAAGCCUAUGUCACUGCUUUCAUAGAGGAAUGAAAUUAUGCUUGGAUGUGGUACCCCUACCUUUGAGUCAAUGCUGUUAGGUAUUUGGUUCAGCUUCUGAGUUAACAUUUAAUUGAUUUAGUUGAAACAUCUUCUGUUAAUUACCAAAUGUAGAGAAACCAAAAAAAAAAAAAAAGAAAGAAAAUCAUGUGUUUUGAUUUAAGCAUAUGUGCAUUUAAAACAUCAGGACAUUUAAACUUUGGGUUCUCUUGAACUGGGAUUUGGCCAGAAGGAGGCUUAAAGUUAGAAAUUGCUAUUCUUUUAGAAUAGGCUGGGUGGGUUGGGGGGCAAGGGUGUCUAUUUGCAGCAUAGAUAUUUUGAGAAGAAACUUGUUUUAUAUAAGAGGAAAGCCAUGACCACCUUUCUACCUCAGAUCCAUCUUCAUCCAUUGUGUGGAAAUAGCUUUAUGCCGCAGCAGUCUGCAAAACCUAGAGCUUUUAUCAGGCCACAUCAAACCCAAGAAAAGCACCUAUUUAAAGAAAAAAACUUUCCCUGAACUCUGAAUGACAAGUUGUAGAUUUGGUGUCUUCCUUGUUCUUACUUUGAAAAGUUAUGUAUUAAUUUUUUUCUGCUUGUAAUUGUGUGCCACAUGUCUCCUAUCUGCUAUUAAGGAAAAGCUACAUAAAACACUACAUUGUAACCUUCUAAGUAAUAAUAAAUAAAAAAAUAUAUCACAGUAACAACAAGGGGAAAUAAGUAUGUAGUUCUUUUGAAAUAUGUGGUAAAGAACUAAUCAUAGACUAUCAUCUAAUCUGGUUACAUGUUGUAUUUUUCAUCCUGAAUAAAAGCAAUUUUAACACAAGAUGACUUUGAUAUUCUUCAGCUGUGUUCAUUGAAAGAAUCUGAGCUUUGACUGUACAUUUAUGAAAAUAAAAUAUGAAAAGAGCCUGUA
Messenger RNA from Suricata suricatta (meerkat), 12644 nucleotides. RefSeq names its product utrophin (gene UTRN). Lineage: Eukaryota; Metazoa; Chordata; Mammalia; Carnivora; Herpestidae. Gene Ontology annotation, cellular component: plasma membrane. The transcript is spliced from 76 exons. Gene Ontology annotation, biological process: synaptic signaling. The record is from RefSeq and is a predicted model, not a curated record. Gene Ontology annotation, molecular function: zinc ion binding; protein binding. The coding region runs from base 155 to 10537 and encodes 3460 amino acids.